This is a messenger RNA of Phoenix dactylifera (date palm), 1837 nucleotides long. Its product is annotated as putative indole-3-pyruvate monooxygenase YUCCA5. Gene Ontology annotation, molecular function: flavin adenine dinucleotide binding; N,N-dimethylaniline monooxygenase activity; NADP binding. The record is from RefSeq and is a predicted model, not a curated record. NCBI's taxonomy places the organism in Eukaryota, Viridiplantae, Streptophyta, Magnoliopsida, Arecales, Arecaceae.
ACCAAAUCCAUUCUUCACCUGGCUCUGUCAUCAUGGCCCAUUUGUCGGACGACAACGAUCUUUUUAAGCAAACAUGCAAAUGGGUGCAUGGCCCGCUCAUCGUCGGAGCUGGUCCUUCGGGCCUGGCCGUAGGCGCAUGCCUAAAGGAGCGAGGCGUUCCAUUUGUCAUCCUCGAGAGGUCCGACUGCAUUGCCUCCCUCUGGCAAAAGCGCACCUAUGAUCGCUUAAAGCUCCACCUCCCCAAACAAUUCUGCCAGCUCCCCAAGCUCCCCUUCCCCGACGACUUCCCCGAGUACCCAUCCAAGAAACAAUUCGUAGACUACUUGGAGUCCUACGCCAAGAUCUUUGAGCUCAAUCCGCAGUUCAAUGAGACGGUCCGAUCCGCGAGGCACGAUGAGACGGCCGGCAUGUGGCGAGUGAGGACCGUCGUGUCGGGGAGCAGGACUGCCGGCAGGAACACUGAGGUGGAGGUGGAGUACAUCUGCCAUUGGCUGGUGGUGGCUACAGGGGAGAAUGCAGAGAGUGUGGUGCCAGAGGUGGAAGGAUUGGAAGAAUUCGGUGGUCGGAUCAUCCAUGCUUGCGACUACAGGUCUGGAGAGGCCUACCGAGGGAAGCAGGUGUUGGUUGUGGGAUGCGGCAACUCUGGCAUGGAAGUCUGCCUCGAUCUCUGCCACCACAAGGCCUUCCCAACAAUGGUGGUCCGUGACUCGGUUCAUGUACUGCCGAGGGAGGUUCUCGGGAAACCGAUGUUCGAGUUGGCUGUUUCCUUGAUGAAAUGGCUCCCAAUCUGGCUGACUGAUAGGAUUUUAUUGGCCUUAUCAUGGAUGAUACUCGGAGAUAUAAAGGAGGACGGUCUAAAGCGACCUUCAGAAGGUCCCCUGCAGCUAAAAAACACGCAGGGGAAGACCCCUGUUUUGGACAUUGGUGCUUUGGAAAAAAUUAGAUCCGGCGCGAUAAAGGUGGUUCCUGGAAUCAAGAGGUUCUCGCAUGGCAGAGUUGAGUUGGUUGAUGGUCGGGUCGUUUACGUGGAUUCAGUUAUUUUGGCCACCGGUUACCGCAGCAAUGUUCUUUCAUGGCUGCAGGGCAGUGAUUUCUUCUCCAAAGAUGGAUUUCCAAAAGAGCCAUUCCCGAAUGGGUGGAAAGGGAAGUCAGGGCUCUAUGCUGUUGGGUUUACAAGGAGAGGGCUCUCUGGUGUCUCCUUGGAUGCUGUGAGGAUAGCUGAGGACAUUGGCAGGGUCUGGAAAGAGGAAACAAAGCAGGCAAAGCAUAUCAUUGCUUGCCAUAGGAGAUGCAGCUCACAUAUAUGAUGAGAAGAUUUUAAUCUCCCAUGUACUUGUUCCCUGGUGAUGUGUGUGUACAAUAUACUUCUAUGAUAGUAUGUUGGUGGACGGAUUAUCCGGAGGUGUUGGUUUUGUGAUCAGAGAUCAUCUUGGAAGGAUGAUAGCAGCUGGUGGCCGUCGUACGCCAGGAUUUACUGCUGUUGGGACGGAGCUGCGGGCAGCUUGGGAAGGGAUAUCCUUUACCAGGCAGGUACUGGGUGCUGAGCGUCUAUGCCUUGAGGGGGAUUCCUCUGUGGUGAUUGACUGGGUUCAAGGAUUGGACAAAUAUGGUGAUGGCCAUCCUCUUAUCCGUGAUACUCGUAAGUUGGCUCAGGAGUUAAGCGAUUUUCAGGUUUUACACAUUUUUCGGAAGGCAAACAGCGCAGCAGAUUGGGUUAUCUCCUAUGUUGCCCGACACUUCGGAGAGAUCCUUUGGACAUCGGUGGGAGAGAUACCUCCUACUCUGUACUCUUUUCUUUCUUCUGAUAUGGCUGGAUGUACCCACGUUAGAGCUAUAU